AUGGUGCUUUGGAACAAUCUCCCACUCCUCUUUCCCUUGGUCUUGGCAGCGAAUGAUGAUAUAAACAGUGAAGACUUUGGCACCAUCGUCAUCGUUCUGGUUGUGUAAGCAUAAUAUUUUUUUGUAAAGGAGGUCUUCAGCAUAUUUGUUGGUCUGAUCCUGUUCGCCGGAAUAAUUGGAGCCAUCUUCUCCGUUGUGUCGUUGGUUUCGCAUCGAAAAGCGGUAAGAAUCGUCCUAGGAAAAACUUCCUUUUUCUGGCCCCGCGCUUCGCAGCUUGCGCCUUGGUUUCCCUGCAGACUGCGAAUAAAAAGAGGACACAGCCUAAGCGCUAAACAAAGCCUGAGGCUAAGCCUAAGCCUGAUAUCCUUUGCGACCGGAAUUGUUCGGGCGCAAGCUGCAAAAUCUUUCGCUGGCGCCAGAAAAAGGAAGUUUCACCACGUCCUGAUUUUUUUUUAUCAAAGAUCGCAAAGAUGAAUUGAAAAAAGGACCUUUUUGUCUAACCGGUACUCCUCGACUUUCUCUAAUCCCGCCGCAUUUUAGCAAUCCGAUCACAAGAAAUGGGAUGAGCAUAAGAGCAAAGUGAUGAAGAAACUGACCCCUUCCGACUAUUUCGUUACGCCCAACACCCAAACUACUCAAAAAACAACUCCGGAGGCCAAAACUUCAGGUGCCCAAGUCUCAAGUGGCGGAUAG
Bursaphelenchus xylophilus (pine wood nematode) is the source of this 693-nucleotide messenger RNA. NCBI's taxonomy places the organism in Eukaryota, Metazoa, Nematoda, Chromadorea, Rhabditida, Aphelenchoididae. The record is from the annotation of a GenBank genome assembly.